CACUCCGGACACGCGGGUGGCGCUGCUGCACAAACCCGCCGACCGCUAAUAAACACCAACGAAGAAGAAAAGCACCGGAAGUUGGCGGAAGACGCCGAGGGCGUCGUUUUCAAAGCUCGAUAACCGGCCGUUGUCUCGGCGCUGUGGUCCCCUUCCUGUAAACAACACAACGACAUUUAUGAACCAAACCACACACACACACACGUAUCCGGGGAUGUUGACCUUAUGAAUUCAGCGUAACAGCGAACCGUCCUCCUGCAGUGAGAAACAGGCUUUCUGCUUCCUCCUUAAGAAUAUAAUGGACAUCCUGGAUUUUUCAGAAGAGGAAAUUCAAGAACAACUUUUAGCCCUCGGAUACAAAAACAUACCGAAACAUCGUCUGUGUGAAUUCAAGCAAGACCUGGACGAGCUGGUUCGACGUGGAGAAUGGAAACGCUUUGCCUCGUCGGCUGGGACGAACGGCGCCGCCUCUGGGCCGAGUCCUCCCGCCUACACCAAAGAGAAAGUGGGUCCGUGCUACUUUGAAAACUCUGGUCAAGGCUUUUUCUUACAUGCAGGAAACGUGCAGCAUGAGCGACAGGUGAUCAGCUGUGACUCGUACGCUCGGCACUCGGUGGCUCUGAACCACGGGCCUCCUCACGGGCCGCCCGGCAGGCUGCAGGUGGAGGAGGAGGAGGAGGAGCCGGACCCGGGCGAAAGCCUCCACCCGGCGCUAACGGACAGCUACGCCUCCACCCCCGACUCCCACAGGGGCCGCUACAUCAAGAGGAAAGUCCUCAGGAAACACGAAGGACAAUCACUCGUCUGCGAUGAAUCCGUCUACAGCGAAGAAGCAGCGAGCGUUCUGGAGCAGCGGCUGGCCGGUCUCCACGUGUCCUCCUCGGGUCACAGCUCCGGGACGGACCAGGUCUCCUUCAGCGCCUUGGACUCCUACAUCGGGGGCCUGAUUCGAAGUCGUAGCGACGGUGACCUUCGACCCAAACCCAAAUCCUUCAUCCGGCCAGCGAUGAGUCAGCAGACCUUAAAGAAGACGGACCCGGUGGCCAAGUAUUUCAAGUACAAGCAGCUCUGGGAAACGUUCACGCUCCCAGGAGACGGGGACCGGCGGUCCCUCCGCUCGGAGCUCAGGGAACGACUUGCAUACCAACCUCCAGCACCUAAACCUCGGAGGACCUACGUGCCGAACUCCUACGUGGUGCCGACGGAGAAGAAGCGCUCGGCGCUCCGAUGGGAGCUCAGGAACGACCUCGCCAGCGGACUCCUCCCCCACAGAUUCACAUACCAGCCUUAG
This is a messenger RNA of Pungitius pungitius (ninespine stickleback), 1291 nucleotides long. RefSeq names its product HYLS1 centriolar and ciliogenesis associated (gene hyls1). The record is from RefSeq and is a predicted model, not a curated record. The transcript has 12 exons. Gene Ontology annotation, biological process: cilium assembly. Bases 299 to 1291 code for a protein of 330 amino acids. Gene Ontology annotation, cellular component: centriole; non-motile cilium. Lineage: Eukaryota; Metazoa; Chordata; Actinopteri; Perciformes; Gasterosteidae.